AUGGAGCUGUCCGAGGUCCGGUGCUCCAGCGCCAGCGAGGAGCUGGGCACCGGGGGCCACCGGACACCGGGCGGCGGGUCGCGACCCAAGCGGCUCCUGUGGCAGAACGCGGUGCGGCACAUCACCGAGCAGCGGUUCAUCACCGAGCAGGGGGGGGUGCAGGACCCGGACCCGGGCCAGGACCCGGACCCGGGGUCCCGGAAGCAGUCCGCGGGGGGGGCGGCGGGGGACCGGCACAACGGCACCAAGGUGUUCCCGGCGGAGCGCGCCAGCAGCGACCUGGGCUUCCUGCAGAUCGACCCCCCCCCGAGCAGCGCGUCCGACUUCUUCCUGAACCGGGGUCACGUGGUCCGCGGCGUCAUCUUCCCCACGCUGCGGGACGCCUUCAAGUCCCGGGACCUGGAGCGGCUCUACCAGCGCUACUUCCUGGGCCAGCGCCGGAAGUCCGUGGUGGUGAUGAACCUGCUGGACCUGGUGAUGAAGCUCACGCUGCUGCUGCUGCACCUGGGCCUGGGCCACGCCCCCAUGGACCCCAUCAAGGGGGGGCUGCUGGGCUUCUUCACGGGCAUCGAGGUGGUGAUCUGCGCCCUGGUGGUCGUGCGGAAGGACACCACGUCGCACGGAUACCUGCAGUACAGCGGCGUGGUCACGUGGGUGGCCAUGGCCACGCAGAUCCUGGCGGCCGGGUUGGGCUACGGGUUGCUAGGCGACGGGGUGGGCUACGUGCUCUUCACGCUGUUCGCCACCUACAGCAUGCUUCCGCUUCCGCUGGCGUGGGCCAUCGCCGCGGGCCUGUUCACUUCCGGCCUGCACGUGCUGGUGCAGCUGCUCGUCUCCCACAAUGCACCGCUGUUCACCAACCAGGUUGCAGCUCAGGCCGUGUUGUUCAUGUGCAUGAACACGGCCGGGAUCUUCAUCAGCUACCUGUCGGACCGCGCCCAGCGCCAGGCCUUCCUGGAGACGCGGCGCUGCAUCGAGGCCCGGCUGCGGCUGGAGACGGAGAACCAGCGCCAGGAGAGACUGGUGUUAUCGGUCCUUCCACGUUUUGUAGUUUUGGAGAUGAUCAACGACAUGACAAAUGUAGAGGACGAACACCUCCAGCAUCAGUUCCACAGGAUCUACAUCCACCGCUACGAGAACGUCAGCAUUCUUUUCGCAGAUGUUAAAGGAUUCACCAACCUCUCCACCACGCUGUCGGCCCAGGAGCUGGUGCGGAUGUUGAACGAGCUCUUUGCUCGAUUCGACCGCCUGGCACACGAGCACCACUGUCUGAGGAUAAAGAUCCUGGGAGACUGUUACUACUGCGUGUCCGGUCUGCCCGAGCCCCGGCAGGACCACGCCCACUGCUGCGUGGAGAUGGGCCUCAGCAUGAUCAAGACCAUCAGAUACGUGAGGUCACGCACGAAACACGACAUCGACAUGCGCAUCGGGAUCCACUCGGGCUCGGUGCUGUGCGGCGUGCUGGGACUCAGGAAGUGGCAGUUCGACGUCUGGUCCUGGGACGUGGACAUCGCCAACAAGCUGGAGUCCGGAGGGAUCCCAGGACGGAUCCACAUCUCCAAGGCGGCCCUGGACUGUCUGAACGGGGACUACGAGGUGGAGGAGGGACACGGGAAGGACCGCAACGACUUCCUGCGGCGCCACAACAUCGAGACGUUCCUCAUCAAGCAGCCGGAGGAGAGCCUGCUCACGCUGCCCGAGGACAUCAUGAAGGAGAGCGCCAGCUCGGCCGACCGCCGGGUCAGCAGCGCCACCUUCAACGAGGCGUCCUGGAGCCCGGAGCUGCCGUUCGACAACAUCGUGGGCAAGCAGAACACUCUGGCUGCCCUCACGAGAAAUUCGAUCAAUCUGCUUCCAAACCAUCUCGCUCAAGCUUUGCAUGUCCGCUCCGGUGCCGAGGAACUUAACACGCGAAUAGAGAGCGCCAUCGACUUGCGGAGCGGCGAUAAGUUGAGACGAGAGCAUAUCAAGGCUUUCUCUCUGAUGUUUAAAGACUCCGGCCUGGAACAGAAGUACUCCCAGAUGAGGGAUGAGGUCUUCAAGUCCAACCUGGUCUGCGCCUUCAUCGUGCUCAUCUUCAUCACCACCAUCCAAAGCCUGCUUCCCUCUGCCAGAAUGGUGACCAUGGUGGUCCAGUUCUCCAUCCUCAUCCUGCUCCACUCCUGCCUGGUCCUGGUCACGACGGCAGAGGACUACAAGUGUCUGCCUCUGGUCCUCAGGAAAACCUGCUGCUGGAUCAACGAGACCUACGCCGCCCGGAACGUCAUCAUCUUCGUCUCCAUCCUCAUCAACUUCCUGGCAGCCAUGAUCAAUAUACUGUGGUGCGACUUCGACCUGUCCAGCAGCUUCAGGAACCAGACGUACAACGAGUCGGCCUCCGUGCCCGACAUCUGCUUCUACCCAGAGUACUUUGUGUUCACCGGGGUUCUGGCCAUGGUGACGUGUGCCGUGUUCCUGCGGCUGAACUCCGUGCUGAAGCUGGCGGUGCUGCUGGUGAUGAUCGCCAUCUACUCGCUGCUGACGGAGGCGUUCUACACCUCGCUGUUCAUCCGCUACGACGCCGUGCACCACAACACAGAGAACUUCCUGGGAACUAAAGAGACGUCUCUGCUCCUCAUGGCCAUGUUCCUCCUGGCGGUGUUCUACCACGGGCAGCAGUUGGAGUACACGGCUCGACUGGACUUCCUGUGGCGCGUCCAGGCCAAAGAGGAGAUCAACGAGAUGAAGGAGCUGCGAGAGCACAACGAGAACAUGCUGAGGAACAUCCUGCCCAGCCACGUGGCGCGCCACUUCCUGGAGAAGGACCGGGACAACGAGGAACUCUACUCGCAGUCCUACGACGCCGUGGGUGUGAUGUUCGCCUCCAUCCCGGGCUUCGCCGACUUCUACUCCCAGACCGAGAUGAACAACCAGGGAGUGGAGUGCCUGAGGCUGCUCAACGAAAUCAUCGCCGACUUUGACGAGCUGCUGGGCGAGGACCGGUUCCAGGACAUCGAGAAGAUCAAGACCAUCGGCAGCACCUACAUGGUCGUGUCCGGUCUGUCGCCGGAGAAACAGCAAUGUGAAGACAAAUGGGGGCACUUGUGUGCGUUGGCAGACUUUGCCAUCGCCCUCAACGAGAGCAUCCAGGAGAUCAACAAGCACUCCUUCAACAACUUUGAGCUGAGGAUCGGUAUGGCCCACGGCUCGGUGGUGGCCGGUGUGAUCGGUGCCAAGAAGCCGCAGUACGACAUCUGGGGGAAGACGGUGAACCUGUCCAGCCGAAUGGACAGCACGGGCGUGAGCGGCAGGAUCCAGGUGCCGGAGGAGACCUGCGUGAUCCUCAAGGAGCGCGGCUUCGCCUGCGAGUACCGUGGAGAGAUCUACGUGAAGGGCAUCAGCGAGCAGGAGGGCAAGAUCCGCACGCACUACCUGACGGGCCGCGUGCAGCCCAACCCGCUCAUCAUGCAGCCGCGCAAGAUCACCGGCCAGUACUCGCUGGCGGCCGUGGUGCUGGGCCUGGUGCAGUCGCUCAACCGGCAGAAGCAGAAGCAGAUCCUCAACGAGAACAACAACUCUGGCAUCUUGAAGGGCCACCACCACUACAACCGCAGGACGCUGUUAGCGCCCGGCUGCUCGGAGGCGGGGGCGGGGCAUCACGCCGAAGCGGCUGAUAAGACCGAGCUGUCCUGA
Molecule: messenger RNA, 3672 nt
Organism: Limanda limanda (common dab)
Lineage: Eukaryota; Metazoa; Chordata; Actinopteri; Pleuronectiformes; Pleuronectidae
Gene: adcy8
Product: adenylate cyclase 8 (brain)
Exons: 18
Coding region: 1-3672 (1223 amino acids)
Biological process (GO): intracellular signal transduction; adenylate cyclase-activating G protein-coupled receptor signaling pathway; cAMP biosynthetic process
Cellular component (GO): plasma membrane
Molecular function (GO): adenylate cyclase activity
Source: RefSeq, a predicted model, not a curated record